AUGGACCAUGCUGAUGCUAUCAUGGUCUUCGGGUUGUCUGGCAAUCUGCUGGCGACGCUGGAUCGCAAGACCUUCCGUGCUCUCAGCGGAAAUUUCGCGGCCGCGCUGAAGAGCCACUUGCAGCCAAAGAUUGGCGUUCCCUGUUUUCGGCAGCGGCUCCUCUGGGGGGAGACAGAAGUAUGCCAGGGCUGCCCCUGGGAUGGCUCGGCUCUGCCUGUGAAUCUUCAGCUGGUGAUUUCGCCUCUGCGUUGCGACAAAACAGAGCAACUGUGUGCCGCUGUGGCCAUGGGCAAGAUGGAAGCCGUCCAACAGCUGCUGUCAGAAGGGCAGGAUCCCAAUGCGCUGGGUGACAAGGGGCGCACACCCCUUAAUAUUGCUGCAGGUCGUCACCGUUGGGCAAUUGCCGCUGCUUUGACCCAGGCUUGUGCAGAUCCCAAUGCCGCCUCUGGGGACUCUGCAUCUGGGGGUGGUGAUGAGACCCCACUGAUCGCUGCAGCAGCCCUUGGGGAUUUCCGAAUGGUGCAGUACCUGCUACAGGUUCAUGCAUGUAUGGAUUUGCCAAAUUCUGAUGGCAGAACGCCCUUGCUAGUAGCGACGAUGCACGGCCACCUUGCUGUGGUGGAAUGCUUGAUUGAAGCUACUGCCGACAUCAAUAAGCCGGUGGAUGGACGAGCCGCGUUCGCAAACCCUUUACUGAGCGCGGCAGAGUGCAAUCACUCACGCAUUGUGUCUACUCUGCUCAGAGCAAGAGCUGAUGUCGAUUGGUGCAAUGCUGAGGGCAAGACGGCCCUAUGGUGCGCUGUCGCUAAUGGAAGCCUGCAGUCUGUGAGGUGUUUGAUCAAGGCCAGAGCAAGCACGAAUCAUGCCGACCAAGAUGGAAACGCGCCGCUGUGGGUCGCUGCUGCGUGUGGGCAGCCUGAGGCUGUUGAUUACUUGAUUGUUGCACGGGCUGAUGUGAACCAAGUGGCUGGGAAUGGUCAGUCGCCUUUAUGCACCGCCGCUUUGCGAUGCGACCUGUCUGUUCUUCGUCGCUUACUCAACGCCGGUGCUGAUGAUAGACCAGACUGGCAAGGUAGGUCGCCUGCAGAGAUCACCCUCAGCGCUGAGGUCCGUGAGGAGCUCCAGCAACAUGGUGCAAACUCGCAGCAAGGCUGGCAGAAGUCUCUUCACUAA
Molecule: messenger RNA, 1173 nt
Organism: Symbiodinium pilosum
Lineage: Eukaryota; Dinophyceae; Suessiales; Symbiodiniaceae
Source: the annotation of a GenBank genome assembly